AUGCCUGAUCAGGACAAAAAUUGAAGAGCACAUAAAAACCAAUACAAAAAAAAGCAUCCUGGAAUCUCUAUGAGGGAUUAUUCUGAUCUAAAAAGGCUUCAUUCUCUCUUAAGUGUUCAGUCAAGGAACCAACAGCUUCCAGCUAUAUAUAUUGAAAGUGAUCAAACCAGUGUGACAAGAACUUGGCAAAAUGUCAAAAUCAAUGAACAAAAGUCCAAUGGCCAAUGGCAAGAAUCAAGAGAAGCUGUUGAGCUUGAAAAAUGUAGCAUGACCUACAAGAAUGAGAGAAAUUUUAGCAAACAUCCCAAGCAUCAGCUGUUUCAAGAUAUCUUUACAAGUUUAGUUAAGGAGAGACUUACCUGCAGGUCAUGGGUUAUUCAUGCUUCAUCCAUCUAUUUUCUUAGAGUAUUAUUCUGCCUGACAUUGUUAAUGAGGGAUCCAUGCUACCAGGAAAUGCUCCACAGACUGGGUGGAACUGAAAGCCUAGCUCAGUAUAUGGAAACAGUAGUAAAUCUUUAUCUUAAUUACAGAGAAGAGCAGCCUAAUGUAGAAUGUAGGGAGAAGAUAAGAGAGCUCACCAUUGUUGAGAACUUGCUGGUGAUAUUACUUGAGUAUGAUUUUUCCUGUGAAAGGCUCACAGCAGAGUUGCUAUGACUCUUUUGUGCAGAGUCAUGAGUCAAAGAUCAAAUUAAAAUGUAUGAAGGGGUUUCAGUCUUGCUCAGUUUACUCCAUUUUGAUCACAUCAAACUUCCAUGGAGUAUAGUUUGGAUCCUGGUACAGGUUUGUGAAGAUCCAGAGACUAGUGUGGAAAUUUGGAUGUGGGGUGGAAUCAAGCGGCUCCUUCAUGUGUUACAAGAGGAAAGAAGUCUUGUAUCUGACUGCUCUUCAGUUGGAAGAUUAUCUAGUGCAAAUGCAGCAGGGAGAAUCCAGCAUUUUCAUUUGUCAGAUGAGCUGAGUCCUGAUGAGAUACAAGAAAAUACUUUCUCUCUUCAUGCAGCUUGUUGUGCUGCAGUUACUGGACUGGUGCUCAAUGAGACUAAUGCUUACCAGGUUGUACAGGCAAAUGCAAUAUAUACAAUAACAAAGCUAAUUUUACCAAACAAAGAAAAGAAUGCUGAACAAGUGAGAUUACUACAGUGUUAUGCUUUGAGAGCCUUGAGAUUUCUCUUCAGUGUAGAAAGAAAUCAACAUAUUUUUAAAAGACUUUUUCCUACUGACUUGUUUUAAAUCUUCAUUGAUAUUGGACAUUAUGUGUGUGAUAUCAGAGCUUAUGAAGGGUUCAUAUCAGAGCUAAAUUUGUUAAAGGAGGAUGUAUUUAAGCAAAUUGCUGAAAGUAUUGUGAACAUGACUCAGGCACCCACAAAACAUGUAAGAAGUUAUGAAAUUUUAGAGCGCCUUGACAGUGGAGCUUUUGGAAGUAUAUAUAAGGUUAGAAAACAUAAUGGACAACAUCUUGUGGCAAUGAAAGUAGUUGAUUUACACAAUCCAGCAUUUGGAAAGGACAAAAAAGACAGAGACAGCAGUGUAAAAAAUACUGUCUCUGGAUUAGCCAUCAUCAAAGAGCGGCUUUAUCAUCCAAAUGUUGUAUAAUAUUACAGAACCUUCUUGGAAAAUGAUAGAUUAUACAUAGUCAUGGAGCUCAUAGAGGGGGUUCCAUUGGGAGAACACCUUUACUGUUUGAAAGAAAAACAACAGUUAACAGAAGACAGAAUAUGGCAUGUAUUUAUCCAACUUUGUCUAGCUCAUUAUUUGCAUAAAGAGAAAAGGAUUGUUCAUCAAGAUCUCACUCCAAGCAAUGCCAUUUUGUGGGAUAAAAACAAAGUUACAAUUAGCUCUUUAAAGUUGUGUGUUGUUGGAAAUGUAAACAGACAUUUGCAAUCUGAUCCUAGUCAGGCUGUUUCUGGCUCUGACUUUGGGCUUGCAAAGCAAAAGCAAGAAAACUGCAAACUUGAAUCAGUAGUGGGAACCAUCCUUCACUCCUGCAUAUAACUUUUAGUCCAUCCUGAGGUUGUAAAGGGUGAGCUGCAUGGAGAGAAGGCUGAUGUCUGGGCUGCAGGAUGCAUCCUUUAUCAGAUGGCCACUCUGAACCCAGCAUUUUACAUCACCAGUACACUCUCCUUGGCAACUAAGAUAGUAGGGGCUGUGUAUGAAUCUGUGCCAGGAGGACUGUACUCUGAAAACGUCUCAUUUGCCAUUAAGAGCUGCUUGACUCCUGAUGCAGAGGCACAUCCAGACACAGUGGAAGUCAGCUCACUGCUGCCUGAUGUGAUGAUGAAAUACAUGGAUGUUUUAUCCACCUCUUAUCUCGUGUUGGAGAAGAAACUGGAUUGGGAGAGGAGAAGAACCCAGCAGUACUACACAGAGGCUAAACAAAAUACAGUAACCUAUCCCCAUCAGCUUUCCAUGUUAUUACAAAAAAAUGAUGAGAAGUUGAGUCUGCAUAACAGCAGCAGUUGAGCAGCAAGUUGCAAGAAUGAAUUUUCAAAAAAUACUGACCUGCCAGUUGACAGUUGUCAGUCUGCACAUGGAAAAGAUGAGGAAAGAACAUAUGAAGCAAUCCUGGUAGAGCAUGACAGGACUGUGGAGAAAGGUAUUUUCUCUGAAUUAGAAAAUGAGACAGACAUAGUGGACAACUCAAGCAGCUCCAGUUCAAGUAAUUUGAAAGAGUCUGCUAUAGGUAUAAUUAAACAAAGUUUUAGUGCUUCUGAAAGACAACCUCAGAUAAGAGAUUAUGUUGAUAGUUUUGGAUCAAGAUGACAAUCAGCGUUGGCAGAAAUUGCUGUAUCACAAAGGAAGGUGCUUCAGAUCAGUGACCCUGUUCAGCAGAUUCUUAUUCAGCUGCAAAAAAUUAUCUUCAUCACUCAACUUCCUUCAGCUUUGUGAUGCAACUUGAAAAGGUGAAUUGUUGGAAGAUUCAAGAAAUCCCUUUUCAGUCAGCAGAGCAAUCCUUGUAAACUGAAAGGAGAAAUCAAAAAGCUGCUGCAAGGUUCUCCUGAAUUGAUUGAACCCAAUAUCUUCAUAGCAGAUUGGCAUGGCAUACCUCUUUCUUCAGCUGGAAAUCUGUUGCUUCCAGAAGAUAGGAAAGGCAUUUUUGACACUUCUGGCAUGGCAGAAGGGAUGACAUAUGAGCAGUUGCAGACUCUAAUGAAAGAGGUUCUAGAGGAAAGUGGUUAUUACAGUUUCUCUUCUAACAGGUCAGUAUAG
Messenger RNA from Cinclus cinclus, 3204 nucleotides. RefSeq names its product NIMA related kinase 10 (gene NEK10). Gene Ontology annotation, biological process: protein phosphorylation. NCBI's taxonomy places the organism in Eukaryota, Metazoa, Chordata, Aves, Passeriformes, Cinclidae. The record is from RefSeq and is a predicted model, not a curated record. Gene Ontology annotation, molecular function: protein kinase activity; ATP binding.